This is a messenger RNA of Adineta steineri, 780 nucleotides long. The record is from the annotation of a GenBank genome assembly. Lineage: Eukaryota; Metazoa; Rotifera; Eurotatoria; Adinetida; Adinetidae.
AUGACAGCAAAUGAUGAACAGACAUCUGUACCUACAACUUCUUCCAUACGUAUCGAAUGGAUAUGGCAGUCGAAUCCAGAUCCGUCAUCAAAGUCUCAACCCGAUGAAUGGAGCUAUUACUCGGACGUGGAAAAUCUCAUUAUUGAAGAGGCGUUCUUGGCCAAGCAAACUCAUGUUAUGCUAGACGACUGUUGCAUUGAUUUCGAACAUGGCGUCCGAAUCUCUAAUUACGAUGCCAACAAACAAAAGCCCCUUAAACGAGUGGUGUGCAAAAGAGAAGAUAAGCAUUUACGAGAAGAACAUUUCAUGCCUGAUCCUAUCGCUCCAAAACGUCCCUUCGGUGGCGAGUAUGGCUGGGUUUCACCCUUCAUUUUGGAAGUGAGAAAAGACUUGAAUCUUGAAUCGACGCAACGGUUACCUUCACGAGAUGAAACAAUCAUCCCCAUGAUCGUUGAGAAAGCUGCUCUCGAAUCAGACAAACGUCAACUUUCUUACACCAAAAAUUCAACAACAACAAACCACAUAUCUGGUUACACUCUUUCUACUUAUGAUGAUGUUAUUUCUAAUUGUCGCGAUCAUAGUGGUCUUCGUAUUGAUCUUCAUUAUGAUGGGCUUGAUGGUUUUGAUCUUCUUCGUCGUCGUCUUGGUGAUGAUAGUCUUUCUUUUCUUCACAAUGAUCUCCUUGGUCAUCUUGGUCUUCCUGAUAUAACUGGUCUUGAUCGUGCUCCUGAUUAUAAUGAUGCUCUUCAUUAUGAUCGCGAUGGCAAUUAUCAUCCUUAA